Molecule: messenger RNA, 327 nt
Organism: Neomonachus schauinslandi (Hawaiian monk seal)
Lineage: Eukaryota; Metazoa; Chordata; Mammalia; Carnivora; Phocidae
Product: bolA-like protein 2
Exons: 1
Coding region: 28-288 (86 amino acids)
Biological process (GO): intracellular iron ion homeostasis
Cellular component (GO): cytosol; nucleus
Molecular function (GO): 2 iron, 2 sulfur cluster binding
Source: RefSeq, a predicted model, not a curated record
GGCUGCCGCCCCUUCUGGGCUGCCGCAAUGGAACUCAGCGCCGAGUACCUCCGGGAGAAGCUGCAGCGGGACCUGGAGGCAGAGCAUGUGGAAGUCGAGGACACGACCCCCAAGCGUUGCGCGUCCAGCUUCCGAGUCCUGGUGGUGUCGGCCAAGUUCAGGGGGAAGCCACUGCUUCAGAGACACCGGCUGGUGAACACGUGCCUAGCGGAAGAGCUUCUGCACAUUCAUGCCUUUGAGCAGAAAACCCUGACCCCAGAGCAGUGGGGCCGUGAGCUGCAGAAAUAAGAGACCAAGGCCUGCACAGCCACUAAAUUAUGAAUCAGG